Messenger RNA from Prorocentrum cordatum, 988 nucleotides. The record is from the annotation of a GenBank genome assembly. Lineage: Eukaryota; Dinophyceae; Prorocentrales; Prorocentraceae.
GCGGUGGUUCUACUCCCAGUGCCUCUCGGCGAAGCUGGCCUGCAGCGACGAGGCGCGUGUGAAGAAGCUGCUGAUCUCCGACCUGUACACCAGGGUUCAGGCGGAGGGCGUGCCCGUGGAGCAGUGGGUGAGCUGGAUCCGGCAGCAGCUGAGCUCCGGCUUCGAGGCGCCGAAGUCGGCAUCAGCUGUGACCACGGCGACCUCCAACUCUGCGAUGAGAUCCUUGACGCCGUCGAACUCCAUGUCGGGCAUCUCCACGACCGCGUCGGGCACCUCCGGGGCUAACCUCGAGCAGCAGUCCGCGGGUCCACCCGCAGUCUUGCUGGCCCCCGCUGCCAGCAGCGGGCUCUGUGCCACCCAGAGCUAUGGCGCGGAGCUGCUGGUGACCAUCUUCUGCUCGCACCACCUGCUGAAGGGCUUCGUGGGCGGGGGCGGCAUGAGCUCCGCAGGGGGGCACCUGCGCACAGCCACCGUGGCCGUGCUGGGGUGUGGCCACCUGCGGAUGAGCGGCCUGGUGGGCAGCGCGAUGGACUUCAGCUACCGGAGUCUCGGGGCCACCGGGCCCGAGCUGCAGGUGUACAGCUCCUGCGCGCUGCUGCCCUGGUCCAUGAAGUCCCUGAUGGGACUGAUGUCCGACGGGCUUCCCUUGCUGGGGUACCGCAAGGCCUCCUACCUGCUCGCCUCCGGCGUCCUGGCGGCCUGCGCCUACGUCCUGCUCGCCUCGCUGGACGGCGCGGGGCCGCCGCCGUCGCUGCCGGUGCUCACGGGCCUGCUCUUCGCGGCCUUCUUCCAGAUGGCGCUGGCCGACCUCCUCGUCGAGGGGAAGUACUCGGAGAAGGUGAAGGCGAUGCCCGCCCGCGGCCCCGACCUGAUCACCUUCGUCUGGGGCGGCAUGGCGGCAGGGGGGCUUGCCGCAUCGACGGUCUCCGGCGUGCUGAUCGGCUGGUUUGGUCCUCGACAAAAAAGAUGCGUACAAAUGCGCUUCUGA